GCGGGAGUUCGGACGUGGCGGACUGAUUUUCGGCCGUUGGGCCUUGCUCAGGACAAAACUGUUACUACUGGCACUUAAGUAGUACAAGAAGUUAUUUGGAUGGAGAAAGAAACCAUGCUUGGCAGUGUAGGACCUGUGCAUGUUCCUUUUGGGCACAUUAUUGGAAAUGAGAAAUGGCAAGGAUCGCAGUUAGCUAAAGAAAUACAAGGAAAAAUUAAGCUCAUCUUUGAAGCUGACCUGGCACCCGUGGAUUUUCAUCUUUCUAAAGGAUCCUGUAUCCUUUAUGUUACCGAAGCAGAUUUGGUAGCAGGAAAUGGCUAUAGAAAAAGACUUGUAAGACUUAGAAAUGAUAAAAAUCUACAGGGUAUUGUAAUUGUUGAGAAAACACGAUUGAGCGAGCAGUACUUCCCCGCGGUGCAGAAAUUCGUUGUUCUGAACCUUGGAAUGAUAUUACUUCCAGUGGCCAGCCAGAUAGAAGCAUCUCACCUUAUCAUCCAACUGGUCCAGGAACAAACCAAAGACCACAACAGGAAUCCUUUUCUUAAAAAAAAACGUCACCAACUCUCCGAGUCCGCAGUACUUCAGACAGUUCAACAAAUCCCAAGUGUCGGAAAAGUUAAAGCUCUACUUCUGAUGAAAAAAUUUGCCACUCUCCAUCAACUGUGCAAUGCAUCCAUCCAAGAACUGGAGCAAGUAGUUGGACAAACUGUUGCUCAACAGGUUCACACAUUUUUGACACAAACUUAGUGACACUAGUCCGUUAGGGACCCUAAACUGUUUUCAUUUUAUUUAAUUUUUCCUUCUCUACUCAGGUUAAUCACUUGCCGGUCUCAGAAUCAGAGGCUUUGGGAGAUUUCUCCCCUAAACCGUAGGAUGCGGGCAGGCUGAAAUAUAGCCCAAAUUGGAAUGGCUGCCCUAGAAUUCCACUAUCCUAAUCCCUAUUGCAGCUAUAUUUUCACCGCCUAAGCAGCCAUUGAAAAACCAGGCUUUUACUGCCCCAGGACCUAACUGUCUGAAAGGCGAAAGAUAAUUAGUUCUGCAUUAAGUAUUAAGAUUUGCCUCUGUGACUUCUGAGAGUUAAAGCUGAUAUUUUUUUUCGGCUAAAUAGCCUUGAUGGCAAAUUGAUUAUUCAAAAAUCUAUGUAGUUUCAUUAGUUGAAACCUGUUUAAUACUGUCCUUCUAGGAAACUGGAUUGCAAGACUUAAAAGGAUGUGAAUUGACUUCUUGCAUUUGUGUAGAUUACUGACUGGAUGACAGUUACUCUCUACAAUUUCUAAUGGGCAUUAUUCUAAGCAAAAAUUGAGAAUAGUUCUUUUUUCUCCCACUUGGUUCUCUUCCACAAUACCGAUAUUCAAGAUUCCAGAAUGCAUUCAGGCAGUGUUGCAAAUUAAAUUGGUAGAUUGGACUCUCAGGUUUCCUCUAGUCUCAGUUGAUUUUUUUUGUUUUCUUCUGGUAUCGUAACUCUUAUCCUCCUUAUUGUGAGGUUUUAGGUCUUUCUAGGUGCAUGUAAUAUGGAGGAUUGUCUGUCCAGAACAAAAGUACCAAACUGAGCUAGCCAACCAUAAGGCCUUUUCUUCUGUUUUUACGUAGCAUGGUAGAAAAGUUGUCUUGCCUAUCAUCUCCAAAAGACUUUAAGUGUACAAUGCAUCAUUUAGCUUGUAAUAGUGGUUUUUUUGUUUUCCAUACUGAUACAAAGUGUGGAAAGAUCAGGUUUUGAGAGCAGUACAACUCAUUUUUGCUUUUUUUAAUGGUAUUUAAGUGCUUAUUAUAGGCCAAGCACUGAACUUC
Messenger RNA from Tachyglossus aculeatus (Australian echidna), 1788 nucleotides. It is a transcript of the gene FAAP24, whose product is annotated as FA core complex associated protein 24. Gene Ontology annotation, cellular component: Fanconi anaemia nuclear complex. Gene Ontology annotation, biological process: interstrand cross-link repair. The record is from RefSeq and is a predicted model, not a curated record. Lineage: Eukaryota; Metazoa; Chordata; Mammalia; Monotremata; Tachyglossidae. The transcript is spliced from 5 exons. Gene Ontology annotation, molecular function: chromatin binding. The coding region runs from base 100 to 747 and encodes 215 amino acids.